This is a messenger RNA of Polypterus senegalus (gray bichir), 1952 nucleotides long. RefSeq names its product sodium- and chloride-dependent neutral and basic amino acid transporter B(0+)-like. Gene Ontology annotation, biological process: sodium ion transmembrane transport. Gene Ontology annotation, molecular function: L-proline transmembrane transporter activity. Gene Ontology annotation, cellular component: membrane. The record is from RefSeq and is a predicted model, not a curated record. Lineage: Eukaryota; Metazoa; Chordata; Cladistia; Polypteriformes; Polypteridae.
CGCCUCGAGUAAGAAUGGUCAAAAACUUGGUGUCUAGAAUGGAACUUCACUUUUCAAACCGUGCUGUAACGAGAAAAGAGAAUGACAAGACUGAUGUUCAGAACAGUCAUGUUGGAACAACUGACGAAAACUUGGAUCGAGGAAACUGGUCAAGUAAAACUGAUUACUUGCUUUCGUUGAUUGGCUAUGCAGUGGGGCUAGGAAAUAUUUGGCGAUUCCCCUACCUUGCCUACAAGAACGGAGGAGGUGCAUUUCUGAUUCCAUACACCAUAAUGCUGGCCUUUGCUGGCCUCCCCCUCUUCUUUCUGGAAUGUUCCUUUGGGCAGUUUGCAAGCCUUGGUCCUGUUUCUGUGUGGAAGGCUGUCCCAAUCAUGCAAGGUGUUGGUGUUACAAUGGUGCUGGUAUCAACUCUUGUGGCAAUCUACUACAACUGCAUCAUUGGCUACAGUAUCUACUACUUGUUUGCAUCCUUCCAGUUCCCCCUUCCAUGGAGUGACUGUUUUGAAUGGUCUGAUGAGAACUGCAGUAAGCAGCCCAAAGAAUAUUGCAACAUUACAUCUGCAAAUGGAAGCUUUGUAUUGGUCAAUUCAACAUGGUUAAACGACAACAAUGCCACCUGUGAGGGAUCAAAUAUCUUCUCCAUCUCUGUGCAGAGCCCGAGCGAACAAUAUUGGGACAAAGUAGCCCUUCGUCGAUCAAGUGGAUUAGAUGAAUCUGGAGGCGUUAUCUGGCAUCUUGCUCUCUGCCUCCUGCUGGCAUGGAUAAUAGUUGGUGCUGCAUUGUUUAAAGGAAUAAAGUCAUCAGGAAAGGUGGUGUAUUUCACAGCGAUCUUUCCUUAUGUUGUUUUGAUCAUCCUGCUGAUACGAGGAGUAACUCUGGAAGGAGCUCGGGAAGGAAUCGAAUACUACAUAGGAACUCAUUCUGACAUUUCAAAGCUGUCUGACGCUGAGGUUUGGAAGGAUGCUGCCACCCAGAUCUUCUUUUCCCUUUCUACUGCAUGGGGAGGCCUUGUUGCUCUGUCUUCGUACAACAAAUUCAACAACAACUGCUAUUCAGAUGCAAUUGUCGUUUGUGUGACCAACUGCGCUACAAGUGUCUUUGCUGGAUUUGCCAUCUUUUCUGUUCUUGGGCACAUUGCUCAUAUAUCACAUAAGCCUGUUUCUGAAGUCGCCCAGUCAGGCUUUGGCUUGGCUUUCAUUGCAUAUCCAGAAGCCCUUUCAAAGUUGCCCAUAUCACCACUGUGGUCUAUCCUUUUCUUCUUUAUGCUACUGACGCUCGGUCUCGGCACUCAGUUUGCAACAAUUGAAACCAUUACAACAGCGCUACAAGAUGAAUUUCCCAAGUACCUUCGUUCAAGGAGAGCCCUCAUUACAGUAGUUGCCUGUGUUGUGCUUUAUCUUCUUGGUCUGCCCUGCGUAACUGGGGCUGGAAUCUACUGGGUGAAUUUAAUCGAUCACUUCUGUUCUGGAUGUACUUUAAUAUCUGCUGUCUUGGAACUCGUUGGGAUAAUCUACAUCUAUGGAGGAAACCGAUUCAUCAAGGAUAUUGAAAUGAUGAUUGGCAAGAAAAACUAUUAUUUCUGGUUGUGGUGGAGAGCUUGCUGGUUUUUCAUUUCUCCCUGUUUACUUACGAUCAUAUUUGUGUGGUCCUUGGUAACAUUCUCAGCACCUUCAUAUGGACCCAUUCCCUAUCCAGUAUGGGGAACAGUGCUUGGAUGGUUAAUGACAGCCUUCUGCAUCAUCUGGAUUCCCAUAUUUGCUGUUUUCAAUUUUGCAAAAGCAAGAGGAGGCAUAUUGGAACGCUUCAGGCAAAUUUGUUCUCCUAUACCUGACUGGGGUCCUUACCUUGAAUGCCACCGUGGUGAAAGGUACAAGAAUCAGGAGGGUCCACAGAGGAUUCAGCAAUCCAAUCAAAACGAAAAUGAUUUGUCGAUUGGUAGCAUGAUAUGCUAA